This is a messenger RNA of Colletotrichum orchidophilum, 1602 nucleotides long. RefSeq names its product MFS hexose transporter. Lineage: Eukaryota; Fungi; Ascomycota; Sordariomycetes; Glomerellales; Glomerellaceae. Gene Ontology annotation, cellular component: membrane. Gene Ontology annotation, biological process: transmembrane transport; carbohydrate transport. Bases 1 to 1602 code for a protein of 533 amino acids. Gene Ontology annotation, molecular function: carbohydrate:proton symporter activity. The transcript has 4 exons. The record is from RefSeq and is a predicted model, not a curated record.
AUGCUUGACGCCGAGAAGAAGGAUGGAGCGCCUGACCACCUCGAGCACCCAGGCGAAGGCCAGGCUCAACUCGCAAACCUGGGAAACCAGGAGGAGCACGAGCUCGGAAAGUUGGAGUCGUUGAGAAAGUUCCCAAAAGCGUCCUUCUGGUGCGUCUACGCCAUAUGGUGUGUUCUGGUCCUGGCGUUCGAGAACCAGGCUGGCGGCAGCAUCUUGAGCAUUCCAGAGUUCCGAAAGGACUUUGGCCAUGAAUUCGAAGGCUCCUAUGUCUUGGACGCGAAAUGGCAAUCUGCCUUCAACGGCGCACCUAUCGCUUCAGCCGUUGUCGGUGCCUUGGGUAGCGGUCCUCUAGCAGAUAUCUUUGGGCGGAAAAAGGUCAUUGGUCUCGCAUUGGCGUUCUCCGUCACCGGCAUCACCCUCGAAUUCGUCGCAACCACGAAUGAACUCUUCUUUGGUGGCAAGUUCAUCAACGGGUUCGCCAUCGGUGCUCUCUCGACCGUGGCUGUCACGUACAUCGGAGAGAUUACACCACUCGCUCUCCGCGGCCUCUUCACCUGCCUAUCAGCCUUAUCAUACACACUCGGCCCCUUGGUCGUUGCUAUCAUCAUCAACGAGACCGGCACCCUCAACAGCCGCUGGGCAUACCGUGCAGUUUUUUGUGCUCAAUAUGGUUUCGCCGCGAUCGCAGCCAUCUUCCUGCCGUUCAUGCCAGAGAGCCCUUGGUAUCUGGCCAUGAAGGAGAAAGAUGAAGAAGCGCUCAAGAGUUUGAGCAAGCUCGGGCACCCCGGAGACGAAGGCCGUGUCAGGUUGGCCGUCAUUCACCAGACACUGGAGCAGGUUAGCCAAGAAACCGCCGGUGCCAGCUACCUCGAGUGCUUCCGCAAAUCGAACUUGAGACGUACCAUCAUCAGUAUCUCGCCUCUUUGCAUCCAAUCACUCUCAGGAAUCACGUUUGCCGCCUCCUAUUUUACGUACUACAUGCAGCUCGCUGGUUACAGCACCGCCGCCAGCUUCAAGCUCCAGAUCGUCCAGCAAUGCUGCUCUCUCAUUGGCAACGUCAUGUCCUGGUACUUGGUUGACAAGGUGGGACGUCGGCCCUUGACAGUGUACGGACUCGCGUUCUUGACCGUGAUCCUCUUCAUCACCGGUGGCCUCGCCCUUCCUGGAACGCUCGCGUUCAACAGGGGUACCGUCGCGCUGCUGAUGAUGUACUGCUGGUGGUACAACGUCACGAUCGGUGCGACCGCGUACACGAUCCUCGCCGAGGUCUCGACUUCACGGCUUCGCAUCAAGACCAUCGCUCUCGGUCUCGCUCUGCAGAACGCGCUCACGACCAUGUGGAACUUUGUUCUGCCUUACCUCUUCAAUCCUGAUCAGUUGAACCUCGGCGCCAAGCUGGCUUUCAUUUUUGGUGGUUUGGCCGUCAUUUCGUUGGUGCACCUUUGGUUUAACCUGCCCGAGACGGCUGGGAGAACAUACGAGGAGUUGGAUGAGAUGUUUAUGAAGAAGAUCCCGGCCCGCCAGUUCAAACAAUAUACUACGGAAACUACUGUACGAGGAGAAGCUGUCAAGACGGCUAUGGAGAAGGAGAAUGACUUGUAA